Molecule: messenger RNA, 2990 nt
Organism: Erythranthe guttata (spotted monkey flower)
Lineage: Eukaryota; Viridiplantae; Streptophyta; Magnoliopsida; Lamiales; Phrymaceae
Product: glutamate receptor 3.2
Cellular component (GO): membrane
Molecular function (GO): ligand-gated monoatomic ion channel activity
Source: RefSeq, a predicted model, not a curated record
UCUCAAUAUCACUUUUGCUUGUGUUCGUUCAUAUAUGAUAUAUACCCCUCAUUAAAUUUGCCAAUUGCCAUGCCUUUUCCAUUUCUCAAAAUACAAGCAUGAAGUUAUUGGUGUUUCUAUCACUACUUUUCUCUUCCCUCUUUCCAAGUGCAUUUCCACACAAAAUUUCAAGACCAACUUAUGUGAGAAUCGGUUCGAUUUUCUCGCUCGGCACCAUCAACGGCAGGGUGUCGAAAAUCGCAAUGAACGCCGCCGUGGAAGAUGUAAAUUCCGAUCCCACCUUUCUCGGCGGCACCAAAAUAAGCCUCUCCAUAUACGAUUCGAACUACAACGGCUUUCUUGGCAUCAUUGGAGGAUUGCAGUACAUGGAGACGAAGACGGUCGCCAUCAUAGGUCCACAAGUCUCCGGUAUGGCCCACAUUCUAUCGCACCUCGCCAAUCAACUCCACGUCCCGAUGUUGUCCUUCACCGCACUCGAUCCGGGCCUACAAUCUCUACAAUACCCCUUCUUCAUCCAAACGGCCCCUAACGACCUCUUCCAAAUGAUCGCCGUAGCCGACAUGAUAAGUUACUUCGGAUACAGAGAGGUCGUUGUGGUCUGCCCCGACGACGAGCAGAGUCGGGGCAGUAUCAUAGCUCUCGGCGAAAAACUCGCCGAGAGGCGCUGCAAGAUCUCUUACAAGGCGCUUCUCUCGCCCGAGUCUUUAGCCACGAGCGAAGAAAUCAUGGACGUGUUAGUCCAAGUUGCUCUCAUGGAAUCGCGCGUGAUUAUCGUCCAUGCCUUUGCAACUGUUGGCCUCAGGGUUUUCGAUAUCGCGCAUAGGCUUGGGAUGAUGGAUAAAGGCUACGUUUGGAUUGCCACCGCUUGGCUUUCCACGGUAUUGGAUUCGACUCCGGUUUCUGCAGAAAAAGCCGACUCGAUCCAAGGUGUUAUUACGUUCAAGCCUCAUAUCGAGGAUUCUGCGAGGAAGAGAGAAUUCUUGUCUCGAUGGAACAAAUUGAGUAACGGUUCGAUUGGAUUGAACCCUUAUGGAUUAUACGCUUACGAUACCGUUUGGACGAUUGCUAAUGCAAUCAAGAAAUUUAUGGAUAGUGGCGGUGUGAUCUCCUUCUCCAACGACUCGAGUUUGAAUGGCUUAGGAGGGGCUUUGAAUCUUGGUUCUUUAAGUAGAUUCGACGGCGGUAAAGAACUUCUCGCGACGAUAUUAAAAACCAACACAACGGGUUUAACGGGACAAAUUGCGUUCAAUCCUGAUAAAUCGGUUGUACGCCCGUCUUUCGACAUCCUCAACGUGAUAGGAAAGGGGUACAAGCAAAUAGGGUAUUGGACUAAUUAUUCCGGCCUUUCCGUUGUGGGCCCGGAGAUUCUCUACACGAGAGCUCCUAACCGUUCGAGUUCUAACCAACGGUUGUACGAUGUUGUCUGGCCGGGACGGACGACAGUGAAGCCACGUGGAUGGGAGUUUCCUAGGAACGGAAGGCCGUUGAGGAUCGGGAUUCCGGAUAGGGUGAGCUACAAAGCUUUUGUCUCGAAGAACGAGAAGACGAACGAUAUCAAUGGAUUCUGCAUCGAUGUAUUCCUCGCAGCUAAAAACCUACUCCCGUACGCGGUUCCUCAUGAGUUUAUAUUGUUUGGAGAUAAACAGAAGAACCCUAGCUAUACGGAGCUCGUGAGCAUGAUCAACUCCGAUGUGUUUGAUGCUGCUGUUGGUGAUAUAGCGAUUGUGACAAACCGGACGAAGAUUGUGGACUUUACGCAACCGUAUACAGAGUCGGGGCUAGUCGUGGUAGCACCGGUGAAGAAGUUGAACUCGAGUCCUUGGGCAUUUAUGCGUCCUUUUACUCUAUCGAUGUGGGCCGUCACGAGUGUUUUUUUCCUCAUCGUUGGAUUUGUUAUUUGGAUUCUCGAACACAGAAUAAACGACGAGUUUCGCGGUCCGCCGAAGAAACAGUUCAUCACAAUUUUAUGGUUUGGAUUCUCAACUAUGUUUUUUGCACACAGAGAAAACACAGUGAGCCCAUUGGGCCGUAUGGUGCUACUGAUAUGGCUAUUUGUGGUUCUAAUAAUCACAUCAAGCUACACAGCCAGCUUGACUUCAAUCUUGACCGUCCAACAAUUAGCACCAUCCAUCAGAGGAAUCGAGUCGAUGAUCACGAGCAACGAACGCAUCGGAUUCCAAGUUGGAUCGUUCUCCGAGAGUUAUCUAACGGAGGAACUCAACAUAGCACAAUCUAGGCUCAUUCCUUUAGGAUCCCCCGAAGAAUACGCAGACGCGUUUAAUGAAGGGAGAGUUGCUGCAAUUGUGGACGAGCGCCCGUACGUCGAUUUGUUUCUGUCGAAAUAUUGCAUGUACCAGGUUGUCGGACGAGAGUUCACUAAAGGUGGUUGGGGAUUUGCAUUUCCAAGAGAUUCUCCACUGGCGAUGGACAUGUCGACUGCGAUAUUAACACUAUCCGAAAACGGGGAUCUUCAAAAGAUACACGACAAGUGGCUAAACACGAGAGCUUGCAGUUUGCCGAACUCUUUAGAUUCGGAGCAGCUUCAAUUGAAGAGCUUUUGGGGUCUUUUCCUAAUAAGUGGAAUUGCAUGCUUGCUUGCUCUUCUACUCUAUUUUUGUUCCAUUUUCCACAAAUUUAAGCGCUAUUUUUCUGAACAACAAAUUACCAAUAUAUCCUCGUCUUCAUCUAAGAGGAGCAGCAGCUCGAGAUCCGUAAGAAUCCAGAAGUUUCUAUCGUUUGUGGAUCGGAAAGAAGACGAGUCGAUGAAUAAAACAAUGUCUCGGAGUAGACAAGAAUUCGUUGCUUCGUCGAGUGUGACCGAGAGAAAUGGAGCAGGAGUUUAUCCCGAUCACGAUGAGGGACAAAAUGGUAAUUAAUCAUCCUAACUAGCUAAUUUCAUUAACGUUCAAAAUACAUUCAUAUAUGAUAUAUCGUCACAUGCAUGAAUUAUGAAAUCAACUUACUAAUUAAUUAAGGUUUGUAUUAUGAAA